Messenger RNA from Arachis duranensis, 1637 nucleotides. RefSeq lists its product as uncharacterized. The record is from RefSeq and is a predicted model, not a curated record. The transcript is spliced from 3 exons. The coding region runs from base 111 to 1583 and encodes 490 amino acids. Lineage: Eukaryota; Viridiplantae; Streptophyta; Magnoliopsida; Fabales; Fabaceae.
GCCUGGCCCCAACAUUGAAGGCACGUGCUGAGGUGGCUGCCUGCACUCAAACAAUAGAAGCUGCCUUUGUAACUUACACCCUCCCUCACUCAAGCUUACUUAACUUGUUCAUGCUGCUUGCUUCGUGCACUGUCAAGUAUUUCAAAACAAAAUUAGUUGAGAGAGAGAUGGAAAGAGGUAGAGAGGAGAAAAGGGAAGAAGGAAUAAUGGUGUUUGUGGACAAAAGGGGUGGUUCUUCCACUCCUCCACCCUUAUGGAGGCUUCACCUUCCAUCUCACCACUCCAGAAUCAACAUUCGAGAAUUCCUCAACUGUCCCACAUCAUCGUCACUCUCUGCCAGAGAGCUCUGUGCACAACUCUGGGAGACUCAGCCCUACCACAUGGCACUACUUCCCCGCUGCCGCCGCAAGCUUCCUAAACACUUUGCUGACCCUCCUGAUACCCCCUAUCACCAGCCCAAAUUAGAACGUAAUUCGAAAAGACAUGUCCAAGCAUCACCUCUCAAGCACCGUAGAUCAGUUGAAAGUAAGGGUUGUGCUCCUCUGCCAGUGUCCCCUGCAAGUUACUGUAACUCCGUGAAGGUGGCACCGUACAAUAUUUCAGUAAAUCCAACAAGUUCUGCGGAGUUACGGGGUAAAUGUGGCGACCCUAAAACAUCAAGAGAGUUACUCAAAGUACUGAGCCGCAUCUCGAGCCUUGAAGAACAGAAUGCAUCGAGUAUGUCAGUGAUAAAAGCCUUGAAAAUGGAGCUAGAUCUUUCUCAGGUACAGGUCAGAGACUUACUACAAGAAAAGCGAAUGAUAUUGAGGCAAAUAGAAGAGGACAAGCUUGUGAGGAAGAACAAAGAACAUGAAAAAGUUAAAGCUACAGUUCAAUCAAUGAAUGAAGAGAUAGAAGAAGAAAGGAGGUUGAGACAGCAUUCGGAAAGCGUUGGUCGAAAGCUCACAAGGGAGCUUUCGGAGAUGAAGUCUUCACUGUCAAGUUGUUUCAGAGAUCUUGAAAGAGAGCAAAAAGGUCGGAUCCUAUUGGAGAAUCUGUGUGACGACUUUGCCAAAGGAAUAAGAGACUAUGAACGAGAAGCACGUUCUCUAAGACAGAGUAAUGGCUCUGAGACGGGUCAGGUUAAAGGUGAAAAUAACCUUGAUAGGCUAAUGCUUCAUAUUUCAGAGGCUUGGCUUGAUGAGCGCAGGCAUUCAGGAGGAAGAGAUUCUGUUGUUGACAAGUUAGGUGUUGAUAUUGAAACAUUUCUUCACGCGAAAAGGUCGGUUGAUUCAGGCAGAUGCAGUAGCCACAUCCCAUGCCUGCAUUCACUGGAUAAUGCAGCAAUGAGGAAACAGGUUCAGUCAGAAGAAUGUGAAUUGGCAACACAAGCUCAAAAGCAUGUUGGGAGCAGUUCUAUAUCAUCAGAAGGUGAUAAGGUUUAUCCAGAGACAGAUAAUAUUUUCGGGGAGGGUUCAGUGGUUAAGCUGAGUGACAUGUCUGAGUCUUGUUCUUCUUCCAAAUUGCCAAAGGGAGUUAAUGACAACUCGCUCAUGGCAAAACUGCUUCAAGCAAGAUUACAUCCCCACAAACCUUCAAUGUGAAUUUUACAUACAAUGCUUUUCCAGAAAACAAUAGAUUUGAAAGCUUUUAGGAAU